Molecule: messenger RNA, 903 nt
Organism: Saccharomyces cerevisiae S288C
Lineage: Eukaryota; Fungi; Ascomycota; Saccharomycetes; Saccharomycetales; Saccharomycetaceae
Gene: RME1
Product: Rme1p
Exons: 1
Coding region: 1-903 (300 amino acids)
Biological process (GO): positive regulation of transcription by RNA polymerase II
Cellular component (GO): nucleus
Source: RefSeq, marked reviewed
AUGUCACCGUGUUAUGGACAAAACAGUGCCAUCGCCAAGGGGUCUUGGAACAGAGAGGUUUUACAAGAGGUGCAACCGAUUUAUCAUUGGCACGAUUUCGGGCAAAACAUGAAAGAAUAUUCGGCAUCACCCUUAGAGGGGGAUUCCAGCCUGCCUUCCAGCCUGCCUUCCAGCACUGAGGACUGUUUACUACUAUCAUUAGAAAACACAAUCACAGUUAUAGCCGGAAAUCAGAGACAGGCUUAUGACUCUACGUCGUCUACUGAGGAAGGUACAGCACCUCAAUUACGGCCGGAUGAAAUAGCGGACAGUACACACUGUAUCACGUCAUUAGUUGAUCCGGAGUUCAGAGAUCUUAUUAAUUAUGGACGUCAAAAAGGAGCAAAUCCUGUAUUUAUUGAGAGCAAUACAACAGAACAAUCCCAUUCACAGUGUAUUCUAGGCUAUCCCCAAAAAUCGCACGUGGCACAGCUAUAUCACGACCCCAAAGUACUCAGCACAAUUUCCGAAGGGCAAACAAAAAGAGGAAGUUACCACUGUUCUCAUUGUUCUGAAAAGUUCGCAACGUUAGUUGAGUUUGCCGCGCACUUAGACGAAUUCAACCUUGAAAGACCGUGUAAGUGUCCCAUAGAGCAAUGUCCCUGGAAAAUAUUGGGUUUCCAACAAGCAACUGGUCUGAGAAGACAUUGUGCUUCCCAACAUAUAGGAGAGCUUGAUAUAGAGAUGGAGAAAUCAUUAAAUCUAAAAGUAGAAAAAUAUCCAGGACUGAAUUGCCCAUUUCCUAUCUGUCAGAAAACGUUUAGGCGCAAAGACGCCUAUAAGAGACAUGUGGCCAUGGUGCAUAACAACGCUGAUUCAAGAUUUAACAAGCGUUUGAAGAAAAUUUUGAACAAUACCAAAUAG